GCAUAUAAAGUGAUCAAUAAUUUGUGGUGUCAUGCAAAGCCACUCCACCAACAAAAAGACACUCAAUGAGUUUCCACUAUCACUAAGAAAAAAAGAGACCAAAACAAUGCAUGUCUGUUGGUCAAUCAUUCAUUCCCACAUCAAAUUUCAAGUCUCAGAUGUUAUUGCUAUGAAAUUUGACACACAUAAAAUGAGGAAUAAUAGACAGAAAAAAGAACAUGCUUGAACAACCAAAAUCCACUGUAAACUUCUAACUUAAUCAUGCAAAAUAAAGAAUAAAGACUAAACUAUGUGGAUAACUGGAAAAGAAGAACUAGGACCAAAUAAAAUACUUGAUUGAUUAACUUUACCGUACCAUUAUUUUGCCCAAGGUGGGGAAGUGGAAUAGUUCAUGCUGAUAAAGUAUUCAUAAUUUUUCUGUUCCCAUUGGCUUGGUCCCCUUAUGGUCCAAAACACCUCUCAUUCAUUCAUUCCCUUAUUCUGAAGUGUGAGAUAAUAUUGGCCAUAAAUAGCUAGUGUUGUUUCAUCAUCAAGUCAGAGUUCAGCCAUGGCUAGUUCACUCAAUAUGGAGGUAGUGAGUGUAAUCUUAUUAGCCAUAAGCUUCUUCUUUUACUUAGUUUCAGCAAAGUCACAAACCUAUAUUGUACACAUGGACAAAUCAGCUAUGCCAAAAGCCUUCUCAACUCACCAAAGUUGGUACAUGUCUACUCUUUCUACCAUAUCAGAGAAAAAUUCCCAACUCCAUAUCAACUCAAAACUCAUUCACACUUACACAAACUCUAUCCAUGGAUUUAGUGUAACACUCACUCCUUCUGAGCUUGAAGCACUCAAAAAAUCUCCUGGUUACAUUCAUUCCACCCCAGAUCAUCUCCUUAAACCCCACACCACACAUACUCCUAAGUUUCUUGGAUUAAACCCCACUUCUGGUUUAUGGCCAGCUUCAUCUUUCGGCGAAGGCAUCAUAAUUGGUGUAGUUGACACUGGAAUUUGGCCAGAGAGCAAGAGCUUCAGUGACAAAGGAAUGACAGCAGUGCCCUCUAGAUGGAAAGGGAAAUGUGAGUCAGGUGAACAAUUCAACUCUUCCUUGUGCAACAAGAAACUUAUUGGAGCUCGAUUUUACAACAAGGGUCUUUUAGCUAACAUUCCCAAGUUUAAAAUCACCAUGAACUCUCCACGAGAUAAAGAUGGACAUGGCACGCACACUGCUUCCACUGCAGCCGGUGGUUAUGUGGAAGGCGCGUCUUACUUUGGCUAUGCAGCCGGUACUGCCAGUGGCUUAGCGCCUAAAGCUCGAUUGGCAAUCUAUAAAACUAUAUGGAGAAACUCUGUAUACACCUCUGAUUUUCUAGCAGCAAUAGACCAGGCAAUAAGAGAUGGUGUUGAUGUUUUGUCACUCUCUUUGGGGUUAGGAGAUGGUGAUUAUAGUUUGGAGGAUGAUAGUAUGGCAAUAGCCAUAUUUGCAGCCAUGGAGAAAGGCAUAUUUGUUUCAGCUUCAGCUGGAAACAUUGGCCCAAGAGCAGGGACAGUAAUCAAUGCAGCACCAUGGAUAACCACAGUAGCAGCUGGUACUGUAGAUAGAGUUUUCAAAGGAACAUUGACUUUGGGGAACGGUUUUCAAAUCAAUUUCGAUUCAUUGUAUCCCGGAAACUCUUCUCAACACCAAGUUGGCCUUGUUUUCUUAGAUGGGUGUGCAGAUUUGAAUCAAAUUAAGAAAGUUAGAGACAAGAUUGUUGUAUGUAAAGACAACUUGAGUAUAAGUGAUCAAGUUGAGAAGGCCGAGUCUGCUAAAGUGUUUGGAGCUGUCUUUAUAAGUAACUACUCAUUAUCUGAUUUUUAUACCAGAAGCUCAUUUAGAGCUGCUUUUAUUGGCUUAAAGGAUGGUGAAACUGUUAUAAACUACAUCAAAAAUAGCAAAAAUCCCACUGGAAGAUUAGAGUUUCAGAAAACAGUACUGGGAUCAAAACCAGCUCCAAAAGUGGAUGGCUAUAGCUCUAGAGGGCCAUUUCUGAAUUGCCCAAAUGUGUUAAAACCAGAUAUCUUGGCCCCUGGCUCAUCAAUCUUGGCAGCCUGGUCUCCAAUAAGCUCAGUGGCUGAAGUUCAAUCAAGGUCUUUGUUCAGUGACUUUAAUAUCCAAUCAGGCACUUCAAUGGCUGCACCUCAUGUUGCAGGAGUUGCAGCCCUGAUCAAAUCAGUCCAUCCUGAUUGGAGCACAGCAGCCAUUAGAUCAGCCCUUAUGACCACAGCCAACCCAUUGGACAACACCCAAAAUCCCAUUCAAGAUGAGGACAACUUCGAAAUCCCGGGUUUGGAUACUGGUUCUGGCCUUAUUCAACCAAACAAGGCAAUUGAUCCUGGACUAAUUUAUGAUACAACAUCAGAAGACUAUGUUAAGCUUCUAUGUGGAAUGAAAUACACACCAAAACAGAUUCAAAUCAUAACAAAGUCUAAUCACACUUGUGUUGGACCACUGUCUUCGGAUCUCAACUACCCAUCUUUUAUUGCUUAUUUUAAUGGAAUUGGUGGUUCCACUUCCAAAGUUGUGGAGUUCAGAAGGACAUUGACCAAUGUGGGAAAAGAAAACUCUAGUUAUAGUGUGAAAGUUACUGCCAUGAAAGAGUUGAAAGUGAAGGUUGAGCCAAUGAAGCUAGUUUUCAAGAAGAAGUAUGAUAAGUUAAGUUACAAGCUGAGUUUGGAGGGUCCAAAGGUGUUGAAAGCAGAAGUGGUUUUAGGCUCACUGAGUUGGGUAGAGGAAACUGGUAAAUAUGUUGUCAGGAGUCCAAUAGUGGCCACAAGUAUUGAUCCUGAAGAUUUGAGAGACCUAUAAAUUUAAAGUACUGUAACAAUAUUGUUGGUAGUGAAUAAAUGAGUUAGUAGAAUAAAUCAAGUACAAUUGGCUCUCAUUUUAUGUAUUUUUGUUUUACAUGCAAUUUGGACUUAUUAUUGCUAAAA
Molecule: messenger RNA, 2949 nt
Organism: Cannabis sativa
Lineage: Eukaryota; Viridiplantae; Streptophyta; Magnoliopsida; Rosales; Cannabaceae
Product: subtilisin-like protease SBT1.9
Exons: 1
Coding region: 548-2824 (758 amino acids)
Biological process (GO): proteolysis
Molecular function (GO): serine-type endopeptidase activity
Source: RefSeq, a predicted model, not a curated record